AUGUUGGCUAUUCAUUUUAACAACAGUUUGUCGCUACAAGACCAAUACUCUCUAGCCUCAAAGGCAAGAACGAAGCUAAUGAGAUGUGCCAAGGACGCUCAAAAGGCUAACAAAGAGUACAACCUGCGUGUGCUAGUCGGCCACGCUAACCUGCUGGACAGAAUAACAGAAAAUGUCGAACGCAUGAAUCUUAUAAAGCGUCAGCAACAAAAUGUAGCCGAUGACUUGCAACUCUCAAAGCAAAACUCCAAUGUCGUUGAGGGUUACACUCAUGCUGGAGAGGUCUCCGCUCAGAAUAAGACAUCGACCAGUGAUUACUACUAUUACAGUUCUGAAUCCGAGUCUGAGUCCGAGUCUGACUCUGAGUCUGAGUCUGACUACGAAAGCGAAACAGAGGCACAAGGUGACUUCACUUUCAAAGUUGACGAGAGCAUAGAUUGCAAAGAAAACACAGAAGUGGUCGACUCUGAAGUUUCUGUCGCUGAAGAAUGUAACUACGUUGUUGGUGCUGGCGCUCAUUAUGCUGGUCAUAAUGACUCAUCAAACAAGCAUUUUACUACUAUUUGGGAAGAACCAAGCGAAGGUGAUAACACAACCGAAGAGAAGACAGAAAUUUGCCUUAGCAGCAGUAUAACUAGUACUGGAAACGAUUGUGAUGAAAAGGCAAAGGAUUAUAAAGAAACCACAGAUGUAUGCUCAGGUAGUGACUCUGAUGAGCACUCUUUAAAUAGUCCUCUCGACGAUAACGAUGCUUUCGAAUCUUACGAUGAUAUUUGUAAAUCUAGUAACGACUAUGGUGUACAUUAUCAUAAAAACCAUGAUAAUUAUUUUAAUAUUCCACAACAUAAGACACUAGUAUGA
Molecule: messenger RNA, 861 nt
Organism: Nakaseomyces glabratus
Lineage: Eukaryota; Fungi; Ascomycota; Saccharomycetes; Saccharomycetales; Saccharomycetaceae
Gene: ECM13
Product: Ecm13p
Source: RefSeq, a predicted model, not a curated record